CUCUCUCUCCCCCCCCCCCCGGAUCCGGUAAUGGCUCUUUUUGAGGUGAGCGGUUACAGGACGCACCCGGAUCUCCGUGGACAGGUACUCGGACCAAGUCAGACCCGGCUGAUGGAGCGAUCCGGCCACUACAGCUUCGGGAGUCAAACUCCGGAGUUCGUGGUGCCGCUGGGCGCAGACCCCGCUGACUUCCUCAAGUCAUGCAGCUGCGAUGGAAAGGUGUGUAUUGACCUGAACCACGGCACCACCACCCUGGCCUUCAAAUUCAGACAUGGGGUCAUUGUGGCAGUGGACUCCAGAGCCUCAGCAGGAAGCUACAUAGCAUCCAAGGAGGCCAACAAAGUGAUAGAGAUCAACCCUUACCUGCUGGGCACCAUGUCGGGUUCUGCUGCUGACUGCCAGUACUGGGAACGGCUGCUGGCCAAGGAAUGCAGGCUGUACCAGCUGAGACACAACCACAGGAUCUCAGUGGCUGCCGCCUCCAAGCUGCUGUCAAACAUGAUGCUGGGUUACAGAGGCAUGGGCCUGUCCAUGGGCAGCAUGAUCUGUGGCUGGGACAAACAGGGUCCAGGUCUGUACUACGUGGACGACAACGGGACGCGUCUGCAGGGCAGCAUGUUCUCCACCGGCUGUGGAAACAGCUAUGCUUACGGCGUGAUGGACAGCGGCUACCGGGAGGACAUGACGGUGGAGGAGGCAUACGAACUUGGGCGUCGCAGCAUCGCUCACGCCACACACCGCGACGCCUACUCUGGCGGGGUGGUCAACAUGUACCACAUGCAGGGGGAUGGAUGGAUAAAGGUGUGUAAGGAGGAUGUGUCAGAGCUGAUCCACCGCUACAGAAAGGGCAUGUUCUGACAGAUGAAGAGUGUUUGUGACCUGCAGUGAUGCUCAUGCAAGACGUAUCCCUGGUGGGACUCCUCCAUUCACACCACUCAGUCUGAGCUGUCAGUCAUUCAUAUUAGCCGCUGCUGGGACUUGUGGCCAAGCGUUUGGUGACAACUCAAUAUUUUUGGUUAUCGUCUUUCAGUGGUAUUAUAUUGGGAUGUAAUUUGAAUAUUGUCAUACACAUACUGUCAUGAUACACAAUUUUGGUGUCAAAAUUAAUGAUAAUGGGAAUCAACUGCCUAAAAUGUCUAACAAAAUGAGGUCCGAAAUACUGAUCAUAACAUGAUGUUAAAAAUUAGUUUGGGUUUGAUAUUAUACUUUUUCACAACAGUUCUGGUUUGGUACUGUACUUUGUAUAACCAAAGAGUUCAAUGUAAUGAUCCUCAGCUGAAUUCUUAAACAUGGUAUUUUUGCAAAUCUAAGUAGAUAUUGUGAUUUUUGUCAGUAUCUAUGAUUAUCCUGAUCAUAUUUUCCAUAUCUCAGCAGUUCUGUAUCCCCACUCCUCAUCAGUUUUGUUUGUCAUAUUAUACUGUAAAGUUUUAUGGUUCUGCUACUGAGAUGAAGAUGGCUUUGUUCAGAGAGCAUUUUAUUUCCUUGUUUGGAUGACACAGACACACUAUAACCAGUCCUCUAUAACAACACACAGAUGAACAUAAAACCUGUUUUUCCA
Molecule: messenger RNA, 1558 nt
Organism: Lampris incognitus (smalleye Pacific opah)
Lineage: Eukaryota; Metazoa; Chordata; Actinopteri; Lampriformes; Lampridae
Gene: psmb8a
Product: proteasome 20S subunit beta 8A
Exons: 6
Coding region: 31-858 (275 amino acids)
Cellular component (GO): proteasome core complex
Molecular function (GO): threonine-type endopeptidase activity
Source: RefSeq, a predicted model, not a curated record